Molecule: messenger RNA, 2639 nt
Organism: Peromyscus leucopus (white-footed mouse)
Lineage: Eukaryota; Metazoa; Chordata; Mammalia; Rodentia; Cricetidae
Gene: B3gnt4
Product: UDP-GlcNAc:betaGal beta-1,3-N-acetylglucosaminyltransferase 4
Cellular component (GO): membrane
Molecular function (GO): hexosyltransferase activity
Source: RefSeq, a predicted model, not a curated record
CAUCUUCAGAUUGUCUGCAUGGCUCCUGCUCCAGCCCGGAGCUUGGCUGCUCUCAGCCUGUCACUCUUUGCUCCCGGGCUUCAAGCACUUGCUCAAAUGUCACAAGGUCUUGUAACCUAACUUCCUUAGCAUUGUCUGGGCUAUCUCAUGCCUGUCAGGGUGUUCCUAGCUGCUUGGCUAACACUAGGGAAGCUAGGAGAGAUGCUCUGGACAUUUCCAGGGACAACGGGGCGAGGCUGACCCAGAGAGACGGUUUUGAACAGAAGAAUGGGAAAGAUGCAGUGAUGUGUCUUCAGAGAUUUGGCUGCCACACCUGUGACUCGGGACCCCAUGUGUAGGUGUGGAGCUGGCUCUGGCUGUGGCUCCACGCUCCAGGGGAAGGAGGCAGACCUGUGUGGGGGCUGGGGGUGUGGCUCAGUUGCGGCAUGCCUGCCUCCCAGCACCACAUAACCUGCCUAUGAUCCCAGCACUGUCGAGGUGGGGGCGGGACGGUCAGAUGUUGAACAUCUGUGGCUAUACAGCAGGGUUGAGGUUAUUGGGGGCAUGGGAUCCUGCCUGGGGGUGGGUGGGGGAAUCAGAAAACUUAUUAGGCAGGGUGCAAGACAAGGCUGGGCCACACCUGGAGGGACAAAAGACAGUAAGGAUGGGAAGUAAAGGUGAGCUGUGUUACCGCAGGCUACUCCGGUGAAUACCAUUUAUCUUUGGGUCACUCUAAGACUUCAUGAACCGGAACUCUAGAGAAGAAGAGGGUGGCAUGUAGCCCAAGCUGUAGUUCCUUGGAUGAGACCUGCCCCUCCCCCAACCUCCUUUCAAGCUGUCACUUUUGUGCUGUGAACCGCCAUGGCCUGUUGCCCUGUUGCCCUGUUAGGAAGUUCCCUCGCCCAAGAGGCCUGGGACUCUGGUGUGUCGGGCUGUAUCACCCAGAAACUCAAUACAGGACCUGCCAGAGGCCAAGCUCACUCUAGGCUUUGGUUCAACGGUUGUGAAUCUGGAAAGCUCAGAACGUUAGGUUUAAGGCUUAUAAUACGUGUGACACAAGACUGAAGCUAAUCUAUUUUCCCUAAGAUUCCGUGUGCUUAUUAUGUCUCAGCUUUACGAACAGCUACAGGCCACGUGGGAGGGAGAUGCUGGCUGCCGAACCCUGCCAAGAGGGCAGCACCUGGAAGGCAGAUGUUUCUCGUCUUUCCUCCAGGGGAGACCUGUGCAAAGUGACUCACGCCCAUAAUCGCAGCCCUUGGGGAGGCUGAGGUGAGCAAGGUUAGGCUAGACUACUCAAAAAUGAGACUCUGUUUUGAAAAACCAAGACACAGGCCCCAGAGUCUGGCAAGGACUUCGCUGAGGGGUUGCAGGUAACUCACUUUGCUCCCCAAACCAGGGCCGUGUGAGCCCAGCUCAGAUGCUCUCUCCCUGCAGGGCCUCACCUAUGCUGCGCAGGUUGGGCUGUGGGCUGUUCUGCAGCCUUGUGGCAUGGCUGCUCUGCUGCCCGCUCUUCCUGAAGGAGCCCACGCCCGGGAGCUCCAAGACCCACCAGCACUCCAGGGCACUGCCAAGGCCCCGGCCCAGCCAGUGCUCAGCCAACCCAGCAGUUGCUAAGGCCUCCCUGUCCCUGCCCAGCCGCCACCGCCUCUUCUUAACCUAUCGACACUGCCGGAACUUCUCCACCUUGCUGGAGCCUUCCGAGUGUGCCAGGGACACCUUCCUGCUCCUGGUCAUCAAGUCACAGCCUGGUCAUGUCGAGCAGCGUGCGGCCAUUAGAAGCACUUGGGGCCGGGCUGGGAGCUGGGUCAGAGGCCGGCAGGUGAAGCUGGUGUUCCUCCUGGGGGUAGCAGGGCCUGUACCCCCCGCCCAGCUGCUGGCCUAUGAGAGUUGGCAGUUCGAUGACAUCCUGCAGUGGGACUUUGAGGAGGACUUCUUCAACCUGACACUCAAGGAGCUGCAUGUGCAGCGCUGGAUGGCGGCCGCCUGCACACAGGCCCACUUCAUACUCAAGGGGGACGAUGACGUCUUCAUCCAUGUCCCCAAUGUGCUCGAGUUCCUGGAGGGCCGGGAUCCUGCCCAGGACCUCUUAGUGGGCGAUGUCAUCCACCAGGCCCGGCCCAACAGGAACACCAAGGUCAAAUACUUCAUCCCAUUCUCCAUGUACAGGGCCCGCCACUACCCACCUUAUGCAGGAGGAGGUGGCUAUGUUAUGUCCCAGGCUACUGCGAGGCGUCUUCACACAGCCAUGGAAAAGGCAGAACUCUUCCCCAUUGAUGAUGUCUUUGUGGGGAUGUGCCUGCAGAAGCUGGGGGUGAGCCCCACACACCAUGCUGGCUUCAAGACAUUUGGAAUCCAACAGCCCCUCAACUCCUGGGACCCCUGCUUGUACAGAGGACUCCUGCUAGUGCACCGUCUCAGCCCCCUGGAGAUGUGGAUCAUGUGGGCCCUGGUGACAGAUGGGCUCAAAUGUGCAGCGACCCCCAAGCCCAGCCCUGAGGGGUGGGUUGAGCCACAGCUUUAGCGUGGCUGCUGACUUCCUGUACCAGGAGAAAUAGAUCAGGUCCCUGCCUGUCCGCAGGAAAUGAACUCAUUUUUAUAAUGCCACCCACCUUUCCUGGUUCAAAGUGCUGCAACCCGGCAAACUUGUGGAGCAUGUGCUG